Messenger RNA from Drechmeria coniospora, 813 nucleotides. RefSeq lists its product as uncharacterized. The record is from RefSeq and is a predicted model, not a curated record. Bases 1 to 813 code for a protein of 270 amino acids. Lineage: Eukaryota; Fungi; Ascomycota; Sordariomycetes; Hypocreales; Ophiocordycipitaceae. The transcript has 3 exons.
AUGGACGAGGACCGCUCACCGUCGCCUGAGCUGAACCCCGUCAGCGUCAGCGAGGACCUGACACCCCUGCCCAACCUGAAGCGGGCGGGCAAGGCGGACAUCGACUUUGACGGCCUGCUCGACCAACCACUCAAGAUCCACGAAGAUGUCCGGUCAGGCUGCGGCGGACAAACAUGGCCGGCCGGCCUCGUACUAGGCAAGCACUUGCUCCGCUAUCACAAGCACGGGCUCCAAGGUGCAAAAAUACUGGAGCUCGGUGCCGGGGGAGGAUUGGUCGGGUUGGCGGUGGCACGGGGAUGCGUCGGGAGCACGCUGCUGCUGACGGACCAGGACGAAAUGUUACAGCUGAUGCGGCACAACAUUCGCCUCAACGAAGUGGGUUCCACCGUCGGUGCUCUUGUUCUCAACUGGUACGUCCCUAUCGGCAUGGGCCCCAGCACGAUCCUCUCGGGCGAGCCGCUGCCAGACGACGUCGUGCAACAGCGGCCAGACGUCGUCUUGGCAGGCGAGUGCGUUUAUUUCGAGCCCGCCUUUCCGUUGCUGAUGAAGACGCUCCACGAUCUCUUCGAACUCAACGAGGAUGCCGUUGUCUAUUUCUGCUUCAAGAAGCGUAGACGAGCCGACAUGCAGUUUGUCAAGAUGGCCAAGAAGGCUUUCGUGGUGGAAGAGCCGCUCGACGAGGACCGACCAAUCUUUUCCCGCCAAUCCUUGUUCCUCUUCUGUUUCAAGAGCAAGAGGGCAGGCGGCACCAGCAAACACAGUGCGAGGCCGACUGGCAUCAACGGAGAAGGAGAGGGCAAAAAUGGUAGCUGA